CAAGACCAAGCCUAGCUUAAGCCUUGGCACCAACACGAAAACAAACACCACCAGCACAGCAUUCAUCAGUCCGUCCCAGCCAUCCAUCAAGUCGCAUCUCCCCGCCCUAUCUGCGGUGUCGAGCACGCCAUCGUCAGCGCGUCUUGACCGAGCGGGUGCACAACCGCAGCGCCAGGCCGAAUCUCACGUCUGUCCCUGUCACAUACAUGCCCCUGCUGAUGUUGUGCUGCCUUGCUGCUGGCCCGCCCGCUCGAGCCCAGCCAUCGUCGGGUCGCGUAGAUCGGGGGUGAAUGAAAUUGACACCAGCGUCCAGCCGGCAAUAAGCAAUCAUGGACGCACAGCUGCAAAUCUUCAAGCACAUAGACUGUCCUGCGGGCAAGUCGUGCACUUCUGUCAGGUGUCUCUUCCGCCACGUCGAUAAGGGAGACACCAGAGGCAGCAGCGAGCCGGCCGAGCCGUCGUCUCACGAGGGUCCGGACAGGAAGCGCCUCAGGUCAGGCGCGGAUGAAUAUGACCCAACCGCGCCGCCAGUGCUGCUCCCAGAUCUUACAGCCGAAGAUGCUGAAUGGGCUGAAGACCCCACGCCCGGUCCUGACCCAUCAGUGAUCAGGCCGCAGCCUAACAAGCCUGUCCCGGCCACUACCAGCACUGCUUCAACUGCCGCCACCGCAUCGCAGCGGGCUGCUGUCUCGCCGCCUCCGCUCAAGAGGAAGCGCCCUGACACACCACCAGAGAAUGAUAGCGUCCUAACUAGAGGCAGAGACACACGCGCCAUCAAGGCGCCGCAGGGCCCGCCUAGUAGCGCCGACGACAAGGCGCCUCCUGCAGCAAAACAGGAAGCUCCGCCACCUCCCGCGGUGGCGAGGAAACCAGAGACCCUGAACCCGAGGCCGCUCAAGUCGAACCCUGCCCGGUUCGAAGUGCGGUUCAGGCUCGUGAAGAUGCUCCACGGCGAGUACGCGCGCCUCAACGGGGAGCUGAAGAAGCUGGCCAAGGACGACGACACCAAGAAGCUCCUCCUCUCGGACCAGGAGCUGGUCUGGAUGGCCCUCGACGAGGAGGAGGGCGCGGCGGCGCGCGAGAGCGUCUACUCGUCGGUGCUCAAGAGUAGGAUAAUGUCGUGCAAGAAGCUCUCGGUCGAGAAGUGGCGCGAGGAGCGCGUGCAGGCCAUCAAGGCGGCCGAGGCGGCGCUCUCUGGGGGCGGCGACAAGGGCCCGGCGGCGUCGCCCAGCCAGCCCGUCGUCAUCGAGACGGGCCUCACGGCGGUGCAAGAGGUGGUGCUGGCCUCGACCAAGCUGUUGACCCCGAUAGACGACCUGGCCAAGUUCGGCUACGUCCCCAAGGUGCCGGCGGAGGAGGAGGUAGCCAAGGCGAAAGAGGCCGAGGCCUUCACCAAGGGCUGGGAGGUGUGCGACCGCUGCACCAAGCGGUUCCAGGUCUUCCCCGGCCGCAGGGAGGAGGACGGCGCGCUGGCGUCGGGCGGCGCGUGCACGCACCACCCAGGCAAGGCCUACGUCCCCAACCGGCAGACGACGGACCGGUCGAUCCCGGAGAGGCAGUACCGGUGCUGCGGCGAGACGGUCGGGCAGUCGGCCGGCUGCACCACCAAGGACACGCACGUCUUCAAGACGACGGACCCCAAGCGGCUGGCCUGCCUCUGGAACUUUGCCGAGACGCCCGCCAACGCCAACGCGCCCCUGGACCGCGCCGUGUGCUUCGACUGCGAGAUGGGCUACACGGUCAAGGGCUUCGAGCUGAUCCGCCUGACGGCGACGGCGUGGCCCGGCGGCGAGGAGCUCGUCGACGUGCUGGUGCGCCCCUUUGGCGAGAUCCUGGACCUCAACUCGGCCUACUCGGGCGUCUACCCCGAGGACAUCGUCAACGCCCAGCCCUUUUCCCUGUCCGAUGAGGACAAGCCGCCGCCGCCGACAAAGGAGGGCGAGCGCAGACGGCUGCAGAUCGUGUCCUCGCCCGUCGUCGCCCGCGACCUCCUCUUCUCCCACAUCACGCGCGAGACGCCGCUCAUGGGCCACGGGCUCGAGAACGACCUCAACUGCCUGCGCGUCGUGCACCCGACGCUCGUGGACACGGUGCUGCUGUACCCGCACAAGCGCGGUCUGCCCGUCCGCAACGGCCUGCGCGCGCUCAUGCAGGCCGUGCUCAACCGCCGCAUCCAGGUCGAGCCCCCCGAGGGCGGCGGCGGCCUGCAGGGCCACGACAGCGCCGAGGACGCGAGGGCCGCCGGGGACCUGGUCCGGUGGAAGGUCAAGGGCGCGUGGGAGCGCAUGAAGAGGCAGGGCUGGACGGCCGUCGGCGAGCGGCUCGUGCCCCCUCCCUAGUCGUCAAGGGUUGGAUAUGACGGUUCUCAAGGCUUGAUUACUUCUGGAUGCCCAGGUGCGUAGUAUGUUGAAAUAUGGUUGGGUUUUAAGAUGCCGCAGUCUAUACACCCGGACCCCCCGUAUCAUGCGUUUGUCUAGCUCAUCCAUCGAGCGAGACCUCGUACGGCUCGUAGCCUCCCCACGUAAUGGUCAUUUCCCGGUUGAGUCUCUUGGACAGAGCGUUGGCCAAGGGGGAAAUAUUAACACAUUCAUAAGCGGGGAAGCUACAUUUCUUUCUGCCGUCCUAAUAUUACAACCGGAACUCCUGCUUGCUCGGAGACAUCCGCGCGGGAUAUCGCAGACCCCCAAAACAAGGGCGCAAGCACGCGC
Messenger RNA from Gaeumannomyces tritici R3-111a-1, 2708 nucleotides. RefSeq names its product RNA exonuclease 3. Gene Ontology annotation, cellular component: nucleus. Gene Ontology annotation, molecular function: exonuclease activity; nucleic acid binding. Bases 330 to 2339 code for a protein of 669 amino acids. The record is from RefSeq and is a predicted model, not a curated record. Lineage: Eukaryota; Fungi; Ascomycota; Sordariomycetes; Magnaporthales; Magnaporthaceae. The transcript has a single exon.